Prunus armeniaca (apricot) is the source of this 804-nucleotide messenger RNA. The record is from the annotation of a GenBank genome assembly. Lineage: Eukaryota; Viridiplantae; Streptophyta; Magnoliopsida; Rosales; Rosaceae.
AUGGGGACUUCUCCUGGGAAGAAAGUUUUGCUCACCUCCAACGGGGAUGCCAUUUCACACAAUAUUGCCUUCUCUUUGGCCCAGCGGGGAUGCAGUCUGGUCUUGAUGGGAAAGGAGAGCUGUCUGCGGAGCAUUCAACAGAAAAUAAAGGGCUCAUUGGAGGGUGUCGUGCCAGUUGAGGUGGUUGAUGUAGACAUGGAGGACGAGAGAGAAGGAGCUUUUGAUGAGGCAGUGGAUAAGGCAUGCCACAUUUUGGGCAAUCUGGAUGCCUUUGUGCAUUGCUAUACUUAUGAAGGGAAAAUGCAGGAGCAUCUAGAAUUAGCUGAAGAUGAGUUUAAAAAGAUAAUGAAGAGGAACUUUAUGUCUGCAUGGUUUCUGUUAAAUGCUGUUGGCAGAAGACUGCGAGAUUAUAAGUCAGGAGGUUCCAUCAUAUUUUUGACCUCGAUAAUUGGAGCUGAAAGAGGGAUUUAUCCAGGAGCUGCUGCCUACAGUGCAUGCUCGGCAGCCGUGCAGCAGUUAGCUAGGACAUCGGCUUUGGAGAUUGGUAGAUACCAGAUUCGGGUCAAUGCAAUUGCCCGUGGUUUGCACCUAGAAGAUGAAUAUCCAAUGUUUGUGGGUAUGGAGAGAGCAAAGAAGUUGGUGAAGGAGGCAGCUCCAUUGGAGAGAUGGCUUGAUGUUAAAAACGAUCUGGCUUCAACUGUCAUAUAUUUAAUCAGUGAUGGGUCAAAGUACAUGACAGGCACAACCAUAUUUGUUGAUGGGGCACAGUCUCUGACGAGACCUCGGAUGCGCUCUUAUAUGUGA